AUGGCUGGACAGACCGAUUGGGGCGAAUUCUUAGAACUGACGAGUUACCUCCGAAUCAGCGAGCCAUUAGUUCGCACGCAAUACGGCGGUUCCUCGCCCUGCCUACCGCAAACUUGGCGGUCAAAGACGAGUGCCGCACCUAAUGCGGCGGAAGCGGUCACCGAACCCACCGCGGACGAGCAGGAGAAUCAAGAGGAAGAUCUUUCAGAGUUCCUCCGGCUUCUGGAAGAGUCAGAAAAUGCCGAUCCCACGCCAGACCACCCGGAUGGAGACCACUUUUGGAGAUCUGAUGACUUGUUGCGACAUGUUUCGUUCGAAGAAGUUGGAUGGUUUCUUUGCCAUUGGCUAGCACGCAAUGCGGUGGUUUCUCGCAUUACCAGCCGACGAUUUGGCGAGCAAAGCGGUGGCGGAGAGGAGAAGAAUCUGUUGCAAGAUGAGGAGGAAGAGGAGGACACCUCCUCUUACGAAGAUGUCUCCGCCGAGGAAGGCUCCAUGGAUUGA
Molecule: messenger RNA, 501 nt
Organism: Tricharina praecox
Lineage: Eukaryota; Fungi; Ascomycota; Pezizomycetes; Pezizales; Pyronemataceae
Exons: 5
Coding region: 1-501 (166 amino acids)
Source: RefSeq, a predicted model, not a curated record